This is a messenger RNA of Branchiostoma belcheri (Belcher's lancelet), 639 nucleotides long. RefSeq names its product polypeptide N-acetylgalactosaminyltransferase 4-like. Gene Ontology annotation, cellular component: Golgi apparatus. The record is from RefSeq and is a predicted model, not a curated record. NCBI's taxonomy places the organism in Eukaryota, Metazoa, Chordata, Leptocardii, Amphioxiformes, Branchiostomatidae. The transcript has 6 exons. The coding region runs from base 1 to 639 and encodes 212 amino acids.
AUGACAUUGGUUUCUCCCGGUAUAGACUGGAUCUACGGAGACACGUUCGGAAUUGAACACGGUACCAUUAUCCUCAGGAUCACGUGGGGUUGGAGCCUCGGGUUCGGGUUUGACUAUGAGCAUGCGCAAAGAUGGGUGCGACUGCCUGCGGACGAGCAGGUGAAACCCGUCAGGUCACCGAUGCUGCUUGGAGGACUUUUCGCCAUAGAUCGCAAGUUCUUCAACGACAUUGGAAUGUAUGACCCGGGUUUGGAAUAUUGGGGAGGAGAACACUUCGAAAUUUCGUUCAAGGUCUGGAUGUGCGGUGGAACAAUAGAAACUCUCCCCUGUUCUCGCGUGGGUCACGUGUGGGGUUCCAGGAAGACCUACAGUACAGGGAACAAGACUCUCCAGUACUGGACCGACAGGAACAACAUGCGGGUAGCUGAGGUCUGGAUGGACAAUUACAAAGUUCACUUCUACAGAAAACAUCCUCAUCUAAUGAAGAGAACGUUUGGAGACAUUUCUGAGCGCCGGCGGUUACGAGAGCGUCUGCAGUGUAAGGACUUCCGCUGGUACCUGGAUAAUGCCUACCCUGAGCUGUACGUACCAGACGAUAUACCUGGACGGUAUGGGCAGCUAGAGCCACACGGUCCUUAA